GCCAGCCAAUCACGGGCGCCUGCCCGCCCCGUCUGCCCCGGGACUGGCCGUGGCCCGGAGCCCGGUGCCCAAGUCGCCCCUUGGGUAGCAGUUCCCGUUAACCUUAGCUACAAAGUCAAAGGUCACUGUCAAGGAAGCCCGUGACCCCAUCCUCAGACCCGUGUGGGCUUGGGCGAUGCACAUCCUUUUCCCCAGGGGAGAGCUAAGAACCUCCUUGGCACAGAGGGGGCAGGGCUGAGACCUCAGCAGCACUGAUGCAGGGGGAGGUCUGCAGGGAUGGAGAGCAUCCUCAUUGCCAAUGGCUCAGGAGAUGGGCUGGCGGGGAUCAAGCAGGAGAAGCCAGAGUGGCUGCUGCAGACUGUGGAGUCUCAGGCCGCGCUUCCGGAGAAGGACAAGGAAAACAUAUUUCAGCAGCAGGGCGUCCUCCCACCGUGCCAGACCGUGGGGCGGCCCUGGGCUCGGGGGUCACAGGAGGAGAUUGGAGGUGCAUGGUGGGUCCCACCUCCUGAGCAGGAUGCCCGGCUGGCUACUCGAGUUCCGGGGACAGCCCCAGGCCCGCUGAGCCCCGCACUUUCUGCGGGUGGGGGUCACUUCGUGUGUGUGGAUUGUGGGAAAAGGUUCAGCUGGUGGUCAUCCCUGAAGAUCCACCAGCGCACACACACGGGCGAGAAGCCUUACCUCUGCAGCAAGUGUGGCAAGAGCUUCAGCCAGAAGCCUAACCUGGAGCGCCAUCAGCGCCACCACACUGGCGAGAGGCCCUUCUGCUGCCCAGAGUGCACCAGACGCUUCAGUCAGAAGCAACACCUGCUCAAGCACCAGAAGACGCACUCUCGACCCGCCACCCACGCGUGUCCAGAAUGCGAGCGCUGCUUCCGGCACCAAGUGGGCCUCCGCAUCCAUCAGCGAGCGCAUGCCCGGGACCGCCUGGGUGCCCGGGUCAGCUUGCAGGAGAUGCUCCGGUAUGCUGCUGUGCGCCGCCGGGCCUGCCGCCUGCGCCCUGGAUCCCCACGCGGGCGCCCCGAGUGGGUCUGGCUGGGGCUCUGCCAGGGCUGGUGGGGCCAGCAUGGGGUACGGACAGCAGCCCAUGGCCGCUUAGGUCCCAGUGAGCAGCGCCAGUUCAUCUGUAAUGAGUGCGGUAAGAGCUUCACGUGGUGGUCAUCCCUGAAUAUCCAUCAGCGCAUCCAUACAGGCGAGCGGCCCUACGCAUGCCCUGAAUGCGGCCGCCGCUUCAGCCAGAAGCCCAACCUGACAAGGCACCUGCGCAACCACACGGGUGAGCGGCCGCACCCAUGCUCGCACUGUGGCCGCAGCUUCCGCCAAAAGCAGCACCUGCUCAAGCACUUGCGCACACACCUGCCUGGUGCCCAGUCUGCAAGGUGCACCAGCUGUGGACAGAACUACCCUAGCCGUGCGGCACUGCGGGCCCACCAGAGAGUACAUGCCGCAGCAGAGCUGCUACGUUCGCGGUCUGCAGUCCAGGGUGGUGUGCCUGGUUCAGAGCCACAAGCUGAGAUUGCCCGGAGUGUGGCUGUGAAGCCCCACGGUACCCAGGGUGUCAAAGAAGUGCUGUGUGGUCAGGGGUGCGAGACCCUGGCUGCACCCAGUGAGCAGCGCCAGUUCAUCUGUAACGAGUGUGGCAAGAGCUUCUCAUGGUGGUCAGCGCUCACCAUCCACCAGCGCAUCCACACUGGCGAGCGGCCCUAUGCGUGCCCAGACUGCGGCCGCUGCUUCAGCCAAAAGCCCAACCUCACACGACACCGGCGCAACCACACCGGCGAGAGACCCUACCUGUGCACUGCCUGUGGCCGUGGGUUCCGUCAAAAGCAGCAUCUGCUCAAGCACCAGCGUGUGCAUCGUGGAGCUCAGGCACCACACCCUCGCCCAGAGGAGGAAGAAGAGCCGUAGUGUGUGCCCCCCGUGCAGCUAAUGGUGGUGGGUGGUAGAAUGUGUGCCUGCAGGGUGUUGUUUGGGGAACAGGAGGACCAGGAAUGCUGAUUCUUGAUGUUCCCCAAGUUAGAGCCUGUUGAAAGGCUCCUCAAGGUUCGGAGGCCUGAGGAUGGUAUUCCAGAAGCCUGAAAAGUGCCUAGUGGGGGAGGCGAGAUCAAAGCUCUGAGUGUCUGUGAUGGGAAUGUGUUCCUUAGUACACCAUUCAGAAUUGGCCCUCAGCCAUAGGCACCUUGUGAAGGGCUGUUGGGGUCCCUAGGAAAGCCUCCUUGUGUGAAAUGGCCUGGAACUGAUCAGUGGUAGCACUGUCCUGUGACAUAGGCUGCACGAUGGUUAGCGGGGUCAUCCGCAUGGGAAGAUGGUCACAGGCUCCAGGAUACCAGCAAUAGAGCAAAGGUUUUGGCUAGGAGGGGGGUAAUUAUUUCCCCAGCACCAAGGACAGUGCCACUUGUGCCGUGUUGGAUGAUUUGAUGGUCUCUCUCCAACUGAGUGUCAUGGUGCUAGGUAAGGCAAGCCUGGCCAUAGAACUGAUGAUGUGUAUGAUGACUAAGGGUUGGGGUACAGUCACAUGGUUUCAGCUAUAGCUUGGCUGCUCGGGAAAGUGGCUGUGGGAGAGUGGGCCAUCUGUUCCAAGUGUGUGGGUUUCUAUGGCUGACUUGGGUCCGUACCCAUACUGGUGUUGGAGAAAAAAUGAAGGACUGAAUAUUC
Peromyscus eremicus (cactus mouse) is the source of this 2652-nucleotide messenger RNA. RefSeq names its product zinc finger protein 775 (gene Znf775). Lineage: Eukaryota; Metazoa; Chordata; Mammalia; Rodentia; Cricetidae. The transcript is spliced from 4 exons. Bases 277 to 1905 code for a protein of 542 amino acids. The record is from RefSeq and is a predicted model, not a curated record.